Messenger RNA from Camellia sinensis, 1800 nucleotides. The record is from RefSeq and is a predicted model, not a curated record. Lineage: Eukaryota; Viridiplantae; Streptophyta; Magnoliopsida; Ericales; Theaceae.
AUUCUCUCCCAAUUUUUCCUAAUUUUGAUUUUGGAUUGAUAAACUGAUAUAAUUUCAUACUCAAUUGGCCUAAAGAUGAAGAGCAAAAUUUGAUGGGUAAGGUGACAAUUUUUGUUAUUUUGGGUUAGAUUUGCCCAUGAAAUUGGACUAAUAUGAAUGUAACGGAGGAAUAUAUCAAGAGGGAGUGAAUAAUUUUUAUUUUAUUUUAUUUUUUUAAAUUGCUAUUAAUGCCUGCUAUGUCUUAUGGUAUAGGGCCUUAAGCAGCUAAGAAGCAAUAUGUUCAAAUGAUGAUUGAAACUAAAAUGAGAAUGUUGAGAUGAAUGGGUGGUGUUAUUAGAAAAGAUAGACUAAGAAAUGAAUUCACUGGCAGAAAUUACCAAUUGAAGAUAAAAUGAAAAAAAAAAAAAAAAAUUGAUUGACAUGGUAUGGUCAUGUGUGAAACAGACCAACGUUGAUCCUAUUGCAAAGGUAAUUGAUGAUCUCAUAGUUUUAAUAUUGUGGUUGUGGGCCCAAGGUUUUAUUUAUGUGUUUUUGAUAGCUAUUUUUCAGCCCUCUACUGUUUCAUGGUUCUUUAGUGUAUAGAGCCAGAGCAGUGAAUUUUUUUUUUUUGUUGAGUAUUUUCAAUUUUAGCAGUUCAUAUUUUAGCAUUUACUUAUAAUUUGUUUGUUUCCUUAAUUUGAUUGGACCCUAGACUACAUUUAGCAGCAUGGUCUGGACAGGCACAUGCGGUAAGCUAUCUGUGCAAGAACAAGGCAUAUGUUGGUGCUGUUGCUAUGGAUGACAUGGGCGCUUCAAGAGAGUAAGCGUAAAAUGACCAAUGCGACCAGAGGUGGUAAGCUAUAUAAAAUUGAUGAAUUUUACGUUUUAUCAAAUUUAUAUAUAUAUACAUAUGGAAAUUAUUAACACAUUAUACUAAAUAUGUGCAGAAGCAUUUUACCCUCAAUUAAAGGAAAACUGUUGUUGGCUAAUUAUUUGUACGUGGCUACUCAACUUUAGAUAGAAGUGUACAAUUUUGUCAAGGCAACUGAUGGGCCUUUAUAAAUAUAUUAAUCGACUUUCAUAUCAUUAAAGAAAUUGAGGUGAAGGUGGCCUAGAUGUAGAUGUAUAUGCUAUUUUUGCACAAUCUUACAAGGUAAGAAAUCCGUCAUGGAAUAUUUUUAAUAGAUCACACAUGCAAUUAAUGUAUUUUCUUCUUAAUGCCCUACCAGUUAGUAUUUUAUGGAAAAUAUUUUUAUUUUGGGGUUCACAAUGUUCAUAUUUAAGAUCGAAGAAGAAGAACGAAAACUUGAAUCAGCUAUUGAAGAAACAGAAAAGCAGUGUGCUCAAAUGACUGCUGAACUGAAGGAAUUGGAGUUAAAAUCUAGCCGCUUUAACGAGUUAGAGGAGCGGUAUUGGCAUGAGUUCAAUAAUUUUCAGUUUCAGUUAAUUUCACAUAAGGAAGAGAGAGAUGCAAUUUUGGCCAAAAUUGAAGUUUCACAAGCACAUUUAGAGUCAUUUAGAGGCAUGUGCUUGUAUCAUUUAGAGUCAUUUUCUUGUCUAGGAUGCUAGUGCUAUCAAUGAAUAUAUUUGUGGGGUUAAAAAUUAAUUAAUUUAAUUUUUCAUCAUCAAUUACAAUAAUGACUUAAGUGAGUUGGUUAUUUGAGGCUAUCUGCUUGAAAUUGAUUGAUCUUAUGGGGACUCAAAUCGGGUUCUCGGUUUGGGAGUUAGAGUCGAAUUUCACUCUAGGCAAAUUAGUUUCUUAAGAAACUUAGAAUUCAAGGUGUUGAUGCGCCAAAAUCACCAAACGGCAUCGAAUUAGUA